ACACAAGGCUAGAUAAUUGUCAUCCACGCCGACUAGUGCAGGAGCAGAGCGGCAUAAGUACAGCCGAGGCUUUGGGACGAAAAUCAUCCACGUCGCUGGUUCAAACAGAGAAAACAUCCGUGAACUGAACACAGGAGCUCAUUUUGCAUCAUGGAGCAGAAACAAACCAUCAACUUUGGUGCUGGACCUGCAAAACUCCCCCAGUCCGUGCUGCUUCAAGCACAGAAGGAGCUCCUCGCCUACAGUGACACUGGGAUUAGUGUUCUUGAGAUGAGUCACCGAUCAUCAGACUUCAACAAGAUCCUGAACAAAACAGAGAGUCUCCUGCGAGAACUGCUAAAUAUCCCAGACAACUACAAGGUGAUGUUUCUGCAGGGCGGCGGGUCUGGACAGUUCAGUGCUGUUCCUCUCAACCUGAUCGGCCUCAAAGAGGACAGGUGUGCCGAUUACCUGGUGACUGGAACAUGGUCAGCAAAGGCGGCAAAAGAAGCGGAGAAAUAUGGGAAAGUCAACAUUGUCCACCCAAAACUGGAUUGUUACACGAAAAUCCCCGACCCCAGCAGCUGGACCCUGAACCCCUCAGCAUCCUAUGUAUAUUACUGCUGUAACGAGACCGUCCACGGUGUGGAAUACAACUUCACACCGGAAACGAACGGAGUGGUCCUCGUCAGUGACAUGUCUUCAAACUUCUUGUCCCGACCUGUGGAUGUGUCGAAGUUUGGGCUCAUUUUUGCUGGAGCUCAGAAGAAUGUGGGCUGUGCAGGAGUAACUGUGGUCAUCGUGCGAGAGGACUUGUUAGGCCAUGCUCUGAAAGAGUGUCCCAUUGUCCUGGACUACAAGGUGCAAGCUGAAAUGAACUCCCUGUACAACACACCGCCUUGUUACAGUAUUUACAUCAUGGGUCUGGUUCUGGAGUGGAUUAAAAACAACGGUGGCAGCGCUGCUAUGGAGUUGCUCAACAAGCAGAAAUCCUCCAUGAUUUAUGACAUCAUCAACGCUUCUAAUGGUUUCUAUGUGUGUCCUGUAGAUGUGACUUGUCGAAGCCGCAUGAAUGUACCAUUUCGUGUGGGCAAAAAGGAGGGAGAUGAAGCCUUGGAGAAGAAGUUUCUGGAUGGCGCAUCCAAACGUGGAAUGAUAUCGCUGAAAGGACACAGGUCAGUUGGGGGAAUUCGUGCAUCUCUGUACAACGCUGUGACAUUGGAGGACACUGAAGCUCUGGCCGCCUACAUGAAAGAAUUCCAGAAAGAACACCAAUAAAACGGGACCUGUGAAAUGUCAGCUGAUGUCACACAGUGAUCUUUCAUUAUUUCAUCACACUACAGUUUUAAAAAGCCUUCUGAAUGACCUCUAGCUGAGAUCCAUGUUGGAUCUGAAAGGCACACCUUUUAGAUGUGUUUUGUAACACCCGUUUGUUGUUCCUAAUGAGCUUUAACCCCCCACUGCCAGCAACGUCUUAAUUACAUCUGUGUUUCAUAGAAUUACUUUUUUAAUGAAUUUGUUAACUGACAGUGCUUUCAUGUACAUACUGUAGGUAAUUCUUGUUACUUGUAAGCUUAGACCACCACAAUGUUUGACUGAAGACUUGUUCAAAAUAUAUUCACAUUCCAGUAAAUCUAACUUGGCAAUACUUA
Messenger RNA from Scatophagus argus, 1631 nucleotides. RefSeq names its product phosphoserine aminotransferase 1 (gene psat1). The coding region runs from base 151 to 1257 and encodes 368 amino acids. Gene Ontology annotation, cellular component: cytoplasm. Gene Ontology annotation, molecular function: pyridoxal phosphate binding; O-phospho-L-serine:2-oxoglutarate transaminase activity. The transcript has 9 exons. The record is from RefSeq and is a predicted model, not a curated record. Gene Ontology annotation, biological process: L-serine biosynthetic process. NCBI's taxonomy places the organism in Eukaryota, Metazoa, Chordata, Actinopteri, Scatophagidae.